Diorhabda sublineata is the source of this 3845-nucleotide messenger RNA. It is a transcript of the gene Tango4, whose product is annotated as pleiotropic regulator 1. The coding region runs from base 174 to 1541 and encodes 455 amino acids. Gene Ontology annotation, cellular component: catalytic step 2 spliceosome; Prp19 complex; precatalytic spliceosome. Gene Ontology annotation, molecular function: protein binding. Gene Ontology annotation, biological process: mRNA splicing, via spliceosome. NCBI's taxonomy places the organism in Eukaryota, Metazoa, Arthropoda, Insecta, Coleoptera, Chrysomelidae. The record is from RefSeq and is a predicted model, not a curated record. The transcript has 6 exons.
UAAUUUACGUCGCUUCAUUAUUCGUUUUACGGCACUCAUUUCCGCGCCGCAAAUGUGGUGUGUGGACCCGCCUUAAGAUAUAAAUGAAAAAGUGAGGCUAAGAAAUCAUAACAAAACUAAUGGUAUUAAACAUUACGUAUAAUAUAUAAACGAAAUUUGUAUAACGUAUAGAAAUGUUGGAAGAAGUACAAAGGCAUUCUGUACACACUCUUGUGUUCAGGUCAUUAAAGCGGUCUCAUGAUAUGUUUUUGGCAAAUCAAGGGCUUUUGCCUCCUGUAGAUGAAAAAGCUGGAAUGAUUAGAAAGUUAAUUAAAGCAAGAGAUUCAUAUGGAAUGGUAUUUGAUGAUGUUAAAAAAAUGCAAGCAAUGAAGCAUCUUAGGGAAGCCGAAGCUGGGCCAAAUCCACCACCACCGGGAACUUCCGAGAACCAAAACGCUUCAUCAAAUGAUAAUGCAGUUGUUCCUUAUACAGAUAAUAAUUUAGUAGUUCGAAACCAACAGAAUGCUAAUCCCAAUCAAUUAGCUAAUAUUAUGAAAAAAGCUCCCACGAUGCCCAAACCUAAGUGGCACGCACCCUGGAAAUUAUACAGAGUUAUUGCCGGGCAUUUAGGUUGGGUUAGAUGUGUAGCAGUGGAACCAGGAAAUGAGUGGUUUGCUACAGGAGCAGCUGAUAGAAUAAUAAAAAUUUGGGAUUUAGCUACUGGUCAAUUGAAAGUAUCUCUUACUGGACAUGUAAGUACAGUUAGGGGUUUGGCAGUGAGUCCAAGACAUCCUUAUCUCUUUAGUUGUGGUGAAGAUAGACAAGUAAAAUGUUGGGAUCUGGAAUAUAAUAAGGUAGUUAGACAUUAUCACGGUCAUUUAUCAGCCGUUUAUACUUUGUCACUACAUCCUACAAUAGACGUUUUAUUAACGGCAGGUAGGGAUUCAACUGCCAGAGUAUGGGAUAUAAGAACUAAAGCUAAUAUUCACACUUUAACUGGCCAUACACAUACGGUAUCUACAGUUAUUUCACAGGCAUCAGAACCGCAGGUUAUUACUGGAUCACAUGAUUCCACAAUUCGAUUAUGGGAUUUAGCGGCUGGAAAAUCAAUUUGUACGUUGACCAAUCACAAAAAAAGUGUGCGAGAUGUAGUUUUCCAUCCAACACUAAACAUGUUUGCUUCCGCUUCACCAGACAAUAUCAAACAGUGGAAAUGCCCCGACGGAAAGUUCAUCCAAAACCUCUCGGGUCAUAACACAAUCAUCAACUGUCUAGCUGUCAACCCAGAGGGAGUUUUGGUAUCCGGUGGUGAUAAUGGUACCCUUCACUUCUGGGAUUGGCGUACAGGUUAUAAUUUCCAAAGAUUACAAGCUCCUGUCCAGCCUGGAUCAAUGGAUAAUGAAGCUGUUAUAUUUUCAAUGACGUUUGAUAAUUCUGGAUCAAGACUGAUUACAACAGAAGCUGAUAAAACUAUUAAAAUUUAUAAAGAAGAUGAUACUGCUACCGAAGAGAGUCAUCCUAUUAACUGGAAGCCCGAUAUACUUAAGAGAAGAAAGUUUUAAAUAAGUUAAUUUGUAAUAAAAAGACAAAAGAUGAAAAUUGGUAUACUGUUUUUAAAAUUAUUAUUAUGUAUUUCUUAAAUUUUUUAUUGUAACAAUUAUAUAAAAGUGAACCUAUUGGUUAUUAGCAUUCCUUUUUAUGUUUAAUACAUACUUCUUAUCAAUAAAUUCUUCUGACAAUGAAAAAACAUGAAUUGUAUGGCAUGGUAUUUGGUCAUUUAUUAAUCUAUUGACUUGUAUCAAAUUAAAUAUUUGGGAAAAUUUCCUGGUGGCCAAUGAAUAUGAAACACCAAUGCGCCUUUUUCAUAUCCAAGAACAAAUAAUUGACUCGCAUGUUUAAGUCCAUGUCCAUUAAUUUGACACAUAUAACGCUUUUAGUCCUUAUUUAAAAUAUGUAUUCAGUUUAGAAACUCCACAAGUCUUCAAAAUGUCGCACAUCCGCUUAAAUAGUGUCAUAAUAAGCGUUUGGAAUUAAUUCCAACUUUAACUUUCACUUUUCGGAUGAUAACUGAAAAACUGACAGUUACUGCGAUAGUAACUAAUUACAUGAUAUUAUUUGAGAUAAUAUUUUCAAGUUUUUUAGCACCAAGAAAACAAUAAAAGAGAUUUUCUAUUUGAGCGGAGAUGUGAUGUGAUGUUUCUGGUAAAAAUAAACAUAUAAUGACUCCGUGACGAGUGGCAUGCGCAGAUUGCUUAUAUUUAGUUUGAAAAUGUUGUCAUUUGAACAGAUGCUUCUGUUAGUCUUAAAGGGACUAAAACAAGUUAUUAAUAGAAAUGAAAUUAUUAAAAGUGCACAAAUGAAAGGCAAAGAAUAUUUGAACAAUAGAGUCAUCCAUGUAAAUAAAGAGACAAUGGGUGAACCAUAUCGGCAAAGUUUUGUUUAUCAAGUAAAUACGUUUUGUUAUUUUUAGAUGUAGACCAACUGUCUUUUUAAAACUCCCGAAGGUGAUUGACAAGAGAAAAGAUAAACACCAUGCAUAUUUGCAGACUUUAAUUCAAAGUUUAGGAAUUUCAAAAUAGUUCUUACUUUUUUCUUUAACCGGCGUUAAGGUUCUUUGAGAACCAGGGCCUUUCUGUCCUGGUGCCUCCAUCGUCGAACCCUUUUCUGGAUUAGAUUCCAUGAUGUCAGUCUAUUGCAAAUAAUUCUUGCGGGUGCUCUUUGAGGCACCUUCAAAAUAAUGCAAAGCUGAAAAGCAAAUCAUGUGUACACUAGUUCGAAAAUUUUUUAAAAUUACUUUUUUUAGUAUCCAUGAAAUCACUGUAGACCUUGGUGUUUGGCUAACUUAUUGGCAUUGGGAAAAUCAUCUAAUAAUGGAAGAGGUAAAAAUAGACCAAGGAAUGCAAAACCUGGAGGAGUGAUCUGGGAAAUAGAGGAAAAUAAUUACUACCUUAAUUAAUUAUUACACACAGAAAAUGCUUGAAUUACUUCUUACAAAGUAUCCUAAUACAAACAAAUUAAGUUUUUUUAAUAUUUUUUUUUCGUGACUAAUCGAAGAAGGUUUGUAAUAAUAAAAAAAUUAUCAAUUAGGGUGCAGAUGUACUUAUUGGCUUUGUUAACGUGAGGUGUGCGAUCAUUUUAAUCCUACACCAUAUAAAAGUAAAUAUGAACAAAUAUAAUAAAUUUAUGAUAACUAGAAGAUUUAUAACCCGAUUUUUGCGGUGUUCAUUAUCUCUAUGUUUACGUCUUUAGAGAUGAAUUCAAUGACGUUUUGAAAUUUCUAGUUCCAAAAUCAAUAAAAUUUUAUCAUUUUUUUAUAUAAAAAAGCAAUAAAGUACAUCAUAAUUCUUUGAGUUGAUUUUCAGUAUUUUAAAUCAAGAUAAAUAGACGUCGAAUUUAAUAAACAAACUGUAAAUAUUUCAGAUAUAUAUUUUUUUAAUUAUUAGUAAUUUUGAUGUAAUAAAGUCUUUAAAACAAAAAAUUGAAUAGUAUGAGAAUUAAUAUGAGAAAUAUUUUAAAUUUCAUUUCCUCAUGGCUUAAAAAAAAUAAAUUUAUUGAAGAAACCAAGCCGAUUAUAAAAAAAGAUUAAUGGGGAGUUUCUUCGCUUUUGUCAAGAUUUAAUAAUAAAUAAAUGACAGAGAAAUGUUUUGUCUCUGAAAUAAUAAAUAAUAAUAAUUUCAGUACUACACUGGUAUUAUUGUGAUAUAUAGUGAUGACCUGAAAUGAUUAUUUUUUAGGUCAUUAUAAAUAUAAUUGAAAAAUCCUGAAGAAAAAAAAAAUGAAACUACACGUUCCGAAUAAAAUUAUUUAUCUGAUUAUUUCAAGAGUAAUAAUAACCUGCCUAAAUGUUUUUAAAUUGGAAACAGUAC